CCCUGUAGUUCCGGUUUGCUGGAGGCAGGAAGUCAGAACUCCUCCAGGGGACCUGGGAGGGGAGGGGACGCAAGAGCAAAGUUUUUCCAGCAGUAGGAGGCUGGGACCCAGGGUUGGGCCUUGGAACAGCUUCUCUCCCAGCUGUACAGCAGGAGCCAGGGACGCCCUGCUGGCAGACUUGGAAUCUACCACCUCCCACAUCUCCAAACGGCCGGUGUUCUUGUCAGAGGAGCCCCCCUACUCCUACCCAACUGGAAACCACACCUACCAGGAGAUUGCAGUGCCACCUCCUGUCCCGCCACCCCCAUCCAGUGAGGCCCUCAAUGGCACGGUCCUCGACCCUUUAGACCAGUGGCAGCCGAGUGGCUCCAGAUACACUCACCAGCAGCCUGCAUCACCCGUGUGCAGCUCCAGUGCUAAAAGUUCCAGUGCCUGCAACCCCCAGGACGGCGUUGGCUCUCUCUGUGCCCGAGCAGGCGAGGAAGAGCACGUCUACAGCUUCCCCAACAAGCAGAAGUCAGCGGAGCCUUCACCUACCGUGAUGAGCUCCUCCCUGGGCAGCAACCUCUCUGAACUUGACCGUCUGUUGCUAGAACUGAACGCCGUGCAGUGUAAUCCUCCAGGCUUUCCUGCAGAUGAGGCCAACUCAAGCCCCCCACUACCUGGAGCCUUGAGCCCCCUUUAUGGCAUCCCAGAGAAUAACAGUCCCCUGGGGGGCAAAGCUGGGCCUCUGGUGAAGGAGAAACCAAAGAGAAAUGGAGGCCGGGGCCUGGAGGAUGUACGGCCCAGCGUGGAGAGCCUCUUGGAUGAACUGGAGAGCUCUGUGCCCAGCCCUGUCCCGGCCAUCACUGUGAACCAGGGUGAGGUGAGCAGCCCGCAGCGAGUCACCUCCAGCCAGCAGCAGACACGAAUCUCGGCCUCCUCUGCCACCAGGGAGCUGGACGAGCUCAUGGCUUCACUGUCAGAUUUUAAGACUAGCUCUUCCACUGUGGUGCUGAGCUCCCAGGGGCUGCUGCCCAGCGCUGCUCCAUUCCCGCCUCUCACCCUUCUUCAUCCUUCUCCUCCUACUGAAUCCUCCCCUGGGGACCACACCCCAGAGGCCCUGUACACAGAAGGAAAUGGUCAGGUCCCUGUACCUUCUGUGGCUCCCAGAUGGCUUGGUGUGGGCAGUCUUGAGGAGACACCUGCCACUCAAAACUCAAGGUGUUCUUCUGUGGUGGGUUCUCAGCCAUCAUUUGGCACCGAGAGCCAGGCUCAGGUUAGGGAUGAUGCGACGGACUCCGUGAGUGAGUUGGUUACGACUCCCCUCAGCCACACUCAACACCCUGCAGGGAGCGCAGGAUCCCAGGGGCCGCUGGCCAGCCACGCCUGUUCAGAGGUGACUGUGGCUCCCAUUGGGAGGUGCCCACAGGCCUUGACAACCUCCAGGCAUGAGAUUGCCCACCGAGUGCCUUACGGCAUUCAGGAAGGGACUGAGCCAGCUGCCGUGGCUGUGGGGCGGCCAUCUGUCCUCCCAGACACCAGGACUCUGACCAAGGGCUGUGGGCAGCGAGAGAGGGUACAGUCAGAACUAGGGGCCCUGGGAAGCAGUUGUCCUGCCCCAGGGGACCAGGAGCAGCUAGGUGGGAAGAUUCCCCAGGAGAGAAGCCUGGAGGGACCAACACCGGUACUCAAGAACCCAGGGAACCCAGAAGGAGGUGUCACCGAAGCUGCUGUGGAAGCCAGGAGGGGACAGCCGGAGCUUUCUCAUACUGUGGCCAUGGGGACACCCAACGCCUCGGAGAGGAUUUCCACCUCUGGCCAGAUCCGCUCUGUGAUCAGGAGGAGCCGGGAGACAGGCCACGUACAUCCCAUGUCCCGGGAGCCCUCCCCUCGCCGCAGGCUGGACCCUGCCACCCUGAGCAGGAACCCAUCCCAGGAGCGGCUCAUUGCAGAGCUGCAGGGCCGGCUGGGCAUCCAGCUGGAGGCAGAGCAGUUGGCAGGAGCCUCUGCCCAGGACUGGCUGACUGAAGGCGUUGUCAUCACUGUGCAGCCACGUGGGAGGCAGGCUGGGGGGCAGCUGGUAGAGAAGGUGGUCUACCCUCCUGAUUCCCCCAUCCCCCUGAGAAGAACUGUCUCUGUUGUGGCUCCUCCUCCUCCUGCCCCUUUGCUCCAGCAGCACCCCGACACUUCGGCCAGCAGCUCUCCUCUGCAGCCCGGCCUGCCCACUCUCUCCUAUCCAGGGCCCUUGGCUGGUGCCUCUGCUUCUUCUGGGGUCCAGAGUGCAGGGGGAAAGCCCCAGGAGGAGGGUGGACAUGCCCCCCCUGCUCUCACUCCUGUACCCCACACCGUGAGGUCUGUGGGCUGCCAGACCAGCGAGGACUCACUCUUCAGCCCGCUGCAGAUGCACGGCCUGGAGCAGAGAGCGGAUGGAGAGCGGCAGUGGGCAGCCGGCUGGCCCCCCAGCAGCAGGCAGAGCAGCCCCGACGGGCAGGACGAGGGAGGGUUCAUGGCUCAGGGGAAAACUGGGAGCAGCUCCCCGCCUGGAGGACUCUCAAAGCCUGGGAGCCAGCUUGACAGCAUGCUGGGGAGUCUGCAGUCCGACCUGAACAAGUUGGGGGUGGCCACAGUUGCCAAAGGGGUCUGUGGAGCCUGCAAGAAGCCCAUCGCUGGGCAGGUUGUGACCGCCAUGGGGAAGACAUGGCACCCCGAGCACUUUGUCUGCACCCACUGCCAGGAAGAGAUUGGAUCUCGGAACUUCUUUGAGCGGGAUGGACAGCCCUACUGUGAAAAGGAUUACCACAGUCUUUUCUCCCCACGCUGUUACUACUGUAACGGGCCCAUUCUGGAUAAAGUGGUGACAGCGCUUGACCGGACAUGGCACCCGGAGCACUUCUUCUGUGCCCAGUGUGGAGCCUUCUUUGGUCCAGAAGGGUUCCAUGAGAAGGAUGGCAAAGCUUACUGUCGGAAAGACUAUUUUGACAUGUUUGCACCCAAGUGUGGUGGCUGUGCCCGUGCCAUCCUGGAGAACUACAUUUCGGCCCUCAGCACCCUCUGGCACCCCGAAUGCUUUGUGUGCAGGGAAUGCUUCACGCCUUUUGUCAAUGGCAGCUUCUUUGAGCACGACGGGCAGCCCUAUUGUGAGGUUCACUACCACGAGCGGCGCGGCUCCCUGUGCUCCGGUUGCCAGAAGCCCAUCACCGGCCGCUGCAUCACGGCCAUGGCCAAGAAGUUCCACCCCGAGCACUUCGUCUGUGCCUUUUGCCUCAAGCAGCUCAACAAGGGCACCUUCAAGGAGCAGAACGACAAGCCUUACUGCCAGAGCUGCUUCCUCAAGCUCUUCUGCUAGGCCGCUCCGGCCCGCGCCAGCCCGCUGCUCCUGUGACCCAGGGGUGACAAUCCAACAGAAACUGGAACCUCGUCCUCAGCAGGUGUAGCACAGGCACCGUGGAGGUCCUGCCUGUGUCUCGCCCCUACCAGAGCUAAAGGGGCCUCCUUCCCCUCCUAGGGCCCUGCUGGGCUCUGUGCACCUCAUCACCAGAGGUGGAACCUCUCACACUCACUCACCGUUCAGCAGUGGGGUCAGAGGGGAGGGCGGAGUGGCUCAGCUCGGGCUCUUUUUAUCCUUCCUCCAACUGAAUUACGCUAGUGUGUUGGGGACCCUGGGCCCCCUCUAGACAAUGCCAGCAUAAACUCAGCCACAGGCCGCCAGAGGCACUUGGGUUCCACCAGGUAUCUGGGCGAUUGCCCCAGUUAUACCUGCCCCGGGUCUCCGAGAAAGGCUCCUCCAGCAAUACUGUUUUAUAUGGACACAGUCUCCAUCUCUGGGGGCCGGCGUGGGGUGCGGAGGGUCACCCGUGCCUCAACACUGUACUGAUUUUGAUAGGUUUCUAAAGCAAGGUUCAACUUUGUAUUGCUCAAGUUGCUUUUACUUCUCUCUACAAGAUAAUUUUGAAGAGAUUUAAAGAACACCCCUUUUGUAUUCUUGUCUUUGUCCACUGCCCAUAGUCCUGCCAGUGGCCUUGGUUUUGGCAUGGACUUUGUUUUGUACUGAGGGCUUGGGAUGGAAACAAUUUUUGUAUCGUAUUUUAUUUCUUAGCACAAGUGAAUUGGGAGCAGCUCUGGCCCCUUCUGUAACCUCACAGUUCCCCAGGACUGUUUUUAAACUGCUGUAUUUUCAAGCCCCUCCCUACUGCCCAGGCCAACAGGCUCUUCAUUAAGAACUUGUCUGAGGGUGUUCGGCCCUUUUGGACCUGGGAUUUUGAACCUCGUGUGUCUUGUUCCCAAGGGAAGCAGUUGGGAAAGGACACAUUUGGGGUCUGCGUCCUAAGUAAGCCAACAGGAGCCAGCCCCUUCUCCCCAUGAGCCUCUCAGCAGCAGGAGAACCCACCGGCCACUUCUCAGUUGCCUCAUUGCUUCUCUGGGGCUUUCUCUGCCUUCUCAGGAAAGCUGGUGUCUGACUUUGACCAGGAAGACCAUAAAGGGUCUCUGGUCUCCGUUCUACUGGGCGCAUCUCUUCCUCAGACUUCCUGGCAACUGUGGCAAAGGUUGCUUCCUUUCACAGGUGGGAGUCAUGCUUGGGGAGGGAGGAGUCUGGGAAGAAUGCCCCAGGUUGGUCCAAGGGAGCCUGGUAGGCUCUGGGGGAAGAGGGACAAGAUCCUGUUAGCAAUGGAAGCCGCACAGCUCCUACUCCAAAGGAUGAAACAGGAGCAGCCAGCUUGGAAAAGGCUGGGAAAAAGGUGCCUGGACCCAGAGGCAGGGGACCCUGACAUUACACAGCUUCCUAGUAAAGGCCUAGUGUGAUGGGUCCCCAAAAAGCUCCUUAGUGAGGGCUGGGCUAGUAGCAGCCCAGGUGUAGGAAGGUCAGCUUGGGCGCUCCAGAGGUCUGACAUCGGCACUUCCACCCACAGGCCUUACUGCUCUGUUUACAGUGGCCUGCUCCAGGCCCCUCUCCAAAAGGAGACUAGGGUGUCUGGAGGGCCAUUCUCUCAGUCAAUGGAUAUGUGAUCAUUUGAUUUUUUUUUUCUCCUGUAAACUUCUAACCUGGCUUUUCCAUUUCAAUUCCUGUGAUUCAUGCCAAUAAAGUUUGCCAUUAUUUUCACCCGUGCUGGUGUC
Molecule: messenger RNA, 5094 nt
Organism: Acomys russatus (golden spiny mouse)
Lineage: Eukaryota; Metazoa; Chordata; Mammalia; Rodentia; Muridae
Gene: Pxn
Product: paxillin
Exons: 15
Coding region: 542-3328 (928 amino acids)
Biological process (GO): endothelial cell migration; substrate adhesion-dependent cell spreading; transforming growth factor beta receptor signaling pathway
Source: RefSeq, a predicted model, not a curated record